AUGUCACGACAGAUCAGACUUAAAAACGAUGUACCAGUUUUCACGCCUUUCCCCCAAACUAAUAUACAUUUUCCGGAUGAAAACCUCGUCAAUAAAAUUGUUGCAUCAAUAGAUCCAGUCGUAUUUUCAAAGAUCAAGCAACAUACGUAUCUAGAGAUUAAAGAUUUAAUCGCACCUAGACCAAAAAAGAAUCGUAAUAGGCAAACAAUUCCACGACCACAAAAUCCUUUUGUAAUAUUUCGUAGGGAUGCACAAGCAAAAAUGGAAGCCGGUAUAGAAUCUGAAAUGAAGGAAUCGAUGCUUGCGCUCGUAUCAAAGACAGCGGGAAAAGAUUGGAAGACAGCUGAUGCAGAAGUAAAAAAUGUAUUUAACUAUUUAGCUACAUUAGCAAAAAAAGUUCAUGAGAAGACAUAUCCAGAUUAUGUUUAUAAGCCAAGGAAGAGGGCUAGUUCACCUGUUCCUGAAUUACAAUUUUCUCUGGAAGAUUCUGAUAUUUUGGAUGAAAGUCAACAUUAUUCUUCUCUUUCAAGUUAUACAAAUAAUUAUUCGUCUAUUCCCAACUCCCCUGAUGAAAAUCGCAGAUUCCGAUCAGAUUCGCAAAACUUUUCAUAUUCUCUUUUACCAUCCAAACAUUUGCCUUCUAUUUGGUCAUUAAUCGAUUCGAUCGCUGCAAACACUCUGACAUCCACAAAUUUAUCGUGCUCGCCAACUUUUACCCAUCGCAAUUCAUCCGAGAAACAGGCUAAUUAUAAAUCCGAAAUAAGAUCAUCGUUUUUCAAAUCUUCGUUAUCAAACACAUUACCGUCUCCCGAUGUGUCUAAUUCGUAUAAUGUUUUACCACCGCUCGAAAUUGAUAUAUCUAAUUAUGCAACACAUAAUUACGAUAGAAAUAUACUUACCGCUUUAUCAUUUUAA
This is a messenger RNA of Dentiscutata erythropus, 915 nucleotides long. The record is from the annotation of a GenBank genome assembly. Lineage: Eukaryota; Fungi; Glomeromycota; Glomeromycetes; Diversisporales; Gigasporaceae.